Molecule: messenger RNA, 1628 nt
Organism: Myotis daubentonii (Daubenton's bat)
Lineage: Eukaryota; Metazoa; Chordata; Mammalia; Chiroptera; Vespertilionidae
Gene: POLR1F
Product: RNA polymerase I subunit F
Biological process (GO): DNA-templated transcription; transcription elongation by RNA polymerase I; DNA-templated transcription initiation
Cellular component (GO): RNA polymerase I complex
Source: RefSeq, a predicted model, not a curated record
UGUGCGUCAGUGGCGCGCGCCGUGGGAAACCUGACCAGCCGCAUGGCCGCCGGUUGUCCGGAGCCUCCGCGGGCCCAAGCGGCCUCGGAGGGGCCGGUGGCGGGGCCCGCGGGUGUCCUGCCCUGCCUGGAGCUGCCGACCUACGCCGCCGCGUGCGCGCUGCUGAGCAGCCGCUACUCCUGCCUGGUGGCGGGGCCGCACCGCAGGCACAUCGCGCUGUCGCCGCGCUACCUGCACCGGAAACGCACGGGGAUCCGGGAGCAGCUGGACGCGGAGCUGCUGCGCUAUUCCGAAAGCCUUCUAGGUGUCCCCAUUGCAUAUGAUAACAUUAAAGUAGUGGGUGAACUGGGAGAUAUUUAUGAUGAUCAAGGACACAUUCAUCUUAAUAUUGAAGCCGAUUUCAUUAUUUUCUGUCCUGAACCAGGGCAGAAGCUUAUGGGUAUAGUUAAUAAAGUGUCUUCCAGCCACAUUGGCUGUUUAGUACAUGGGUGUUUCAAUGCCUCCAUCCCUAAACCUGAGCAGAUGCCAACUGAGCAGUGGCAGACCCUGGAGAUAAAUGUGGGCGAUGAACUAGAAUUUGAAGUAUUUCGUUUAGACUCAGACGCUGCUGGAGUAUUCUGCAUUCGGGGAAAACUAAAUAUCACCAGUUCAGAAACCGAGUGCCUUGCACAUUCCGAAGCAGUAACAGAAACUGGGACUGAAGAAGCUGCUGAAAAACCUCCAAAGAAGAAGAAGAAGAAGAAGAAGAAGAAGAAAGAGCCAGAUGACGUUGAGGGUGGUGCCACGGAGCUAGCAGAUCUCUCAGAUGUCACCGGGAGGGAAGAGACAGACCUACAGGUAGAUACUGAUGUGAAUGGGCUCUGGGAGGAAGAGCCAAAGAGGAAGAAGAAGAAGAAAAAGAAGAAAGACCCAGAGCUGGAUGAAGUAGAAGGUGGUACCACUGAGCUAGCUACUGUCCCAGAAGUCGCCAUGAAGGAAGAGACAGACUUGCAGGUGGAUAACACCAUGAAUGUGAAUGGCCUCUGGGAGGAAGAACCAAAGAAGAAGAAAAAGAAAAAGAAGAAAGACCCAGAGCCAGAUGAAGUAGAGGGCGGUAUCACCGAGCUAGCAGAUGUCCCAGAUGUCGCCUUGAGGGGAGAGACAGACCUGCAGAUCGAUAAUGUGAACAGUGGCCUCUGGGAGGAAGAGCCAAAGAAGAAGCAGCACCAGGAAGACCAGAACCAGGACCCUGUUUUUCUGGGCAGUGACUCCAGUGGUUACCAAAGUGACCAUAAAAAGAAGAAAAAGAAAAGAAAGCACCGUGAGGAGGCUGACUUGGCCCCACUUUUGGAACACUCUCCUAAAAAGAAAAGGAAAAGAUGAUUUUCUUUAGUACAUUGUAAAUACGAUUGUUUUAAAAGAUCGAUUUAUACACAGUAGAUGAAAUGUUUGAAUAAUAUGAAAUAAUUCUCAAAACAGGAAACUAUUAAACUGCCAUUUUAUUGUAUACAGAGUGAAAGGUAAGAUCUCUCAGUCUUAACUUUGGCAUUUUUCCAGUUUUUACAUUCUAAAUAAAAUUAUUUCUACAAACUCAAUACCAGCAAAAGGACUUUAUAAUACAGUGUUAUAUUAUUAAAGAGUCAAUUUGA